Messenger RNA from Cornus florida, 3429 nucleotides. Its product is annotated as beta-amylase 7-like. The transcript has 12 exons. The coding region runs from base 720 to 2828 and encodes 702 amino acids. Lineage: Eukaryota; Viridiplantae; Streptophyta; Magnoliopsida; Cornales; Cornaceae. Gene Ontology annotation, molecular function: beta-amylase activity. Gene Ontology annotation, biological process: polysaccharide catabolic process. The record is from RefSeq and is a predicted model, not a curated record.
AAAAAAAAACCUGUGUCCCAAGUAGUCGUCUGUUUUCGAAACUUGGACUCAAUUUACAUUUGGUUUCAUUUUCCCCCAAGGCCCAAGCUUUACGUGAGCAGCGGGGCUGCCUCUUCGGCACGUGCCAAACGCGUGACUCUCACGGUCCGUACACGCCUCAACCGUGCCAACCCAUAAACUGAGGCACGUAUGCAACCUGCACACGCGUGAGAAACCCUAGCCCUCGCACGCUCGCACACGCCUCCGAUCUCUCUCCCCUCUUCGCCGGUAAUCCCUGAACCCCAUCACUGUCCUACUCUAUCCGCCGUUCCACUCUCGCCGGAGCUUCGGCAUUCUCUCCUUCCGGUUUCAUUCGGUUCUUUCCGGUUACUCCGCUUCGGUAUAUUCCCCGGAACAUUCUCUCUUUCGGCGAAGCGACGCCAUAUACAGAUCUGUUCUUUCUCAUCAAAUAUUGAAUUUUAGAGUUAGGUUUCGGAAGAGAAAAUUGAGAUUCGUUCUUCAAAAGCUUCAUAUGCAGAACGUCAAAACACUACACAUAUAUACGUUUGUAUGUAUGAGCUUUGGCUGAAGAAAGGACAUGGGAAGUUGCAGAGAAAACGGCGACUUUCAAGAUUUCGCUGUCUCAGAUUGUAAAAGACUCGGAAAUUAUACUUUGUUAACCUGACACUUCUAGGGUUGUAAGAGUUCUGCAUUACAGAGAGAGAAGGGAAGGGGUAAUUAUGGCGACAGAGAUACAGAGAUUCGGUACAAGUGAAGAAGAUGAUGAAGAAAUGGGGAUGGAUGUGAAAGAAGAAGACUACGGUGAUGACGACGACGACGAUAAGCAUAUUGCAACACCAACAAUGGUAAGUAUUGAUGGAGGAAGUGCAGCAACCAGUAGUAGCAAUCUGUUUCAACGUCACCAGCAAUUUCAAGAGCAUUCAGCUUCCCAAGGGGCUCGAAGGUGUAGACCAAUGGAAGAAAAAGAGAGAACAAAGAUGAGAGAGCGUCAGCGGAGGGCAAUAACUGCAAAGAUCUUGGCAGGGCUUCGAAGGCAUGGAAACUAUAAUUUAAGGGUUAGAGCUGAUAUUAACGAUGUGAUUGCGGCUCUGGCGAGGGAAGCUGGUUGGGUUGUCCUUCCUGAUGGAACAACCUUUCCUUCCAGAUCACAGGAUACAAGAACUACCGGUGGUAUGUCUACUACAGUGGUGACUUCAUCAUCUUCCCAUAUGUCUCUGGAACAGCCCCCCCCAGCUUCCAUGAAAGGAAUCUCUUCUGGCCAUCAGAGUUUUGUGGAGUAUAAUGCUAGCAUGAAAAGUGUUUUUGUGCCCACCUCAUCCCCUUAUGAUGUAUCCUCAAGUGCUCGGUCUCAGACUUCAGGUUUCUUGGGAGAUGAAGGAAUAGAGAAUCAUCCUCUAGUUGGGGGCUCCAUGGAUACUGUUGAUAACAAACAGGUGGUUGGCAUGACCACAAAGUUACCGGAGCGCGAUUUUGCCGGCACUUCAUAUGUUCCAGUUUAUGUAAUGCUACCAUUGGGUGUCAUAAACAUGAAGUGCGAGCUUGUUGACCCAGAUGGCCUACUAAAGCAACUAAGGGUCUUGAAAUCGAUUAAUGUUGAUGGGGUGAUGGUUGCUUGCUGGUGGGGUAUAGUAGAAGCACAUGCCCCACAGGAGUAUAAUUGGAAUGGUUACAGGAGGCUGUUUCAGAUUGUUCGUGAGCUCAAGCUCAAGUUACAGGUUGUAAUGUCCUUCCAUGAAUGUGGAGGCAAUGUCGGUGAUGAUGUUUGUAUUCCGCUGCCUCAUUGGGUGGCAGAAAUUGGUCGAAGCAAUCCUGACAUAUUUUUCACAGAUAGAGAGGGAAGACGUAACUCUGAAUGUUUGUCAUGGGGGAUUGACAAGGAACGUGUUCUAAGGGGGCGGACUGCUGUAGAGGUUUACUUUGAUUACAUGAGAAGCUUUCGGGUUGAAUUUGACGAGUUCUUUGAGGAUGGUUUUAUCUCCAUGAUUGAAGUUGGACUAGGUCCUUGUGGCGAACUACGAUACCCAUCUACUCCUAUAAAGCAUGGUUGGAGAUAUCCAGGCAUUGGUGAAUUCCAGUGUUAUGAUCAAUAUUUGUUGAAAAGCCUUAGGAAGGCAGCUGAAGCAAGGGGACACUCCUUUUGGGCACGAGUACCAGAUAAUGCAGGUUCCUACAAUUCCCGGCCACAGGACACUGGAUUUUUUUGUGGUGGAGGUGAUUAUGAUGGCUAUUAUGGCAGGUUCUUUCUCAAUUGGUACACCCAGGUUUUGGUUGACCAUGGAGAUAGGGUACUUUCUCUGGCCAAGUUAGCUUUUGAUGGCACUUGCAUUGCUGCAAAGCUAUCAGGUAUCCACUGGUGGUACAAGACAGCCAGUCAUGCUGCUGAAUUAACAGCUGGGAUUUACAACUCGUGUAAUCGUGAUGGUUAUGCUUCAACUAUAGCAUUGUUAAAGAAGCAUGGAGUUGCCCUUAACUUCACAUGUGCUGAAUUGGGCAUCUACGACCACAUCGACCAGCAUGUGGACUUCUCCGAGGCACUGGCAGAUCCUGAGGGGUUAGCUUGGCAAGUGCUAAAUGCUGCAUGGGAUGUUUGCAUACCAGUUGCUAGUGAAAAUGUGCUUCCCUGCCAUGACAGGGGAGGCUAUAAUAGUAUAUUGGAGAAGGCAAAACCCUUGAAUGAUCCCGAUGGGAGACAUUUUUCUGUUUUUAACUACCUCAGGCUCAGCCCACUUCUCUUGGAAAGACACAACUUCAUGGAGUUUGAACGAUUUGUGAAGAGAAUGCACGGGGCUCGGGAAAAUUAUAUCAUGGGUGGACUUCUUUUUCUGUAGAGAGGGGGAAGCAGUUCUUGAUAUCCAGUCAUAGUUCAAAGGAAGAAAGGAUUUCCAAUGUGUUCCAAUUCCAUUACUCUUCCGCACAAGAAGCUUGUUGAGGAUCACUUAUAUGUCUAAACUCUGGAUACCACGCCUUUGCAAAUGAAUUGGCAAAAGAAAGGCAGCCAUUUUCUGUAGAACCGAUUUUUGCAGUGUCUGCUAACUUACUAUACCAUGCAUGUUAAUCUGGCCGAAUAUCUGAAGAUGCAUUUUAAAAAAUAAUUGUUAAUUCAUCAGUGAGAGCAUGAACGAAGGGAAGUUUUUUGUCUAAGCUCUACAUGUUGCAAAGUGGCUGAAAGUAGGUAGGGCGGUGCCGACUGGCCGGAUUUGAAGACGGCGGUAUAUUUUACAGGUAACAUAGGUGUAUUUGUGCAGUAGCAAGUAUUUGUUUGUGCAAAAAUUUUAUUUUUUUCACAUUCCCCAUCCCAAGUGGAAGGAAUUAUUUUGAAUUAAUAGUUGUUGUAUAACCCAUGUGGUUCUAGGAAAUUUCUUUUGUACAACUGACCAUUUUGGAUUCAAAAUUAAACUAUUUAUACAUGAAAAUAUUUUCCUAUGAAAA